UUGGCUGCAAGCUGCUCCUUGGUUAAAUCGACUUCAAACCAGCUGUAGAGACAUAGGUGUAACGUCUGCUAACCCGGUCAUCUGGGAAGACCUGCAAGUACCUGGUCAUAGCUCUAGUCUUCUCCUUUUUGCUUGCUCAAACCUGAAGAGGAUGGCAAACACCGCGAGGAAGGGGUUUGCUUUUGAUGCUGGACAUAGGAUCGGAGGCUGGAUGGACCUUUGGUGUGGCCCAGGGUAUGGCUGUCCUUGUGUGCCUGGGCUCUCCUCACUCAGGCUCCUGCAGUGACCACCAUGCCCCUCUCAUGUCCCACCAACAUCUCGCUGUCGGAGCUGCACCUGACAGGCAUCCCGGGGCUGCAACACCUGCACCACUGGAUCUCCAUCCCCUUCUGCAUCAUGUACCUCAUCACGCUGGCUGGGAACAGCAUCCUCCUGUGCUUGAUAAAGGCUGAUCCCACCCUGCACCUGCCCAUGUUCCUCUUCCUGUCCAUGCUGGCUGUCAUUGACCUGGUGAUGUCCACCUCCAUCACCCCCAAAAUGCUGAGCAUCUUCUGGUUUCAUUCCACUGCCAUCAGCCUGGAUGCUUGUCUUACCCAGAUGUACUUUGUUCACGCUUUCUCUGUGAUGGAGUCGGGGUUGCUGGUGGCGAUGGCCUUUGACCGCUACGUGGCCAUUUGCAAUCCACUGCGGUACUUGUCCAUCCUCACCAGCCCCGUUGUGGCUACCAUUGGCUUGGCUACCUUAUUCAGGGCUGUGGUUUUCAUGAGCCCCCUCACCUUCCAGAUCCGCCACCUGCCUCUUUGCAGCCCGGCAGUCGUGGACCACUUGUACUGCGAGCACAUGGCCGUGCUCAAACUGGCCUGUGGGGACGCUGCCUUCAGCAACACCUACAGCCUCUCUGUCUCCACCUACGUGGGCAGCUUUGACUCACUGCUCAUCGCCCUCUCGUACCUGCUCAUCCUCCGAGCUGUGCUCAGUCUCUCCUCCCCACAAGCCCGCAAAAAAGCCUUUAGCACCUGCAGCUCCCACCUCUGCGUCAUGGCCCUCUUCUACAUCCCUGGGCUGCUCUCCAUGUACAUGGAAAGCUACCACCAGGAGCUCCCACCCCACAUCCAGGUCCUGUUGGCUAAUAUCUACCUCCUCAUCCCACCGGCAUUCAACCCCCUGAUCUACGGCAUCAGGACAAAGCAGAUUCGUGAUGGAGCACGCAGGGCCAUCUCCCGGAGGAGACCCAUAGCAGGAGGGGUUGGGCCUGGCCUUCAGGGCACAGGGCUGAGAGUCAAGUCCAUUCCCUAGAAUGGCCAAAAGACGUGCUGGAUCUUGGCGUGGCUCUCAGCGUACUUUCAAAGCUGCAGGUGCCCCAGGAAAUGUUGGCACCCACUGAACUCAGGUCAGCACCAAGGGCUUCAGCUGGUUGUUCUCCUGGCUGUCCCUAGCACAAGGCAGUGACGUUGGCACAGCACCUCUGGGUGCUCCAGUUCCCUCAGAUCUCCCAGUAUAAAUGAGGAUUGCAGCCACCACCUGACCUUGUUCUGGCAAAAUGCCCUAGUGCAGCUGAACCACAGGAAAUAGCUGUUUCCUUAACAUAUCACUUUAUGUGCAGGGGAGCUGUGCCAAGAGAGGUAAGGGACAUGGGGUCACAGGACUGUGGGAUAACUCAGGCUGCAAGGGACCUCAGGAGGCCUCUAGUGCAACCUCCUGCUCAAAGCAGGGUGACCUAUGAGAUUGCUGAGAACAUCCCCUCCCUCUCAGUGGAGGUCUGUCAGCCCUGGGGAGCAGGUACCCACAGACGGUCACCACUGUCCUGAGCGCACAAACACAGCACACACUUUAUCUGUCUCUCACCACACUCAAUCACCUGAACACCUCUCUGGCUCUCCCCUCCGUCUGUCCCCCACCCCUACAGCGGGGCUACACCAGAGCAUCCAUUCAGUAGCAUCCGGUUGCCAUCUCCUUGACGACUUCUUCAUGCUGUAACAGGUGAAGUCGCCCCGGUGGAAGUGGCAGUCGGUCCCUCUGAGCAGGAGAAGUGCGGUGGAGGCCAGCACAGACAGCUGAGGUGCCCGCUGGCCUCUGGGCAUUGCUGCACCUCUGCCCUGCGCAGGGGCAUUUCUCCACCAGCCCUCUCCAUGCACCGUGGAACUGGUUUUACCUGGGACAGAGUUAAUUUUCGUCAUUGUACGGGGCUAUAUUUUGGACUUGUGAUGAAAGCAGUGUUGAUGGUAACACACUGAUGUUUUAGCCACUGCUGAGCAGGGCUUGCACAGCAUCAUGAUCUUUCCUGCUCCUCAUUCUUCCCCACCAGUGAGUAGCUUUGGGGUGCACAAGGAGCUGGGAGGGAUCACAGCCAGGACAACUGACCCCGACUGACUGAAAGGAUGUCCCAGACCACAUGGCAUCACGCUUAGCAAUAAAAAAUGGGAGGGAGGUUUUCCAGGGCUGACAUUGCUCGG
Molecule: messenger RNA, 2453 nt
Organism: Chroicocephalus ridibundus (black-headed gull)
Lineage: Eukaryota; Metazoa; Chordata; Aves; Charadriiformes; Laridae
Product: olfactory receptor 52K2-like
Exons: 2
Coding region: 292-1296 (334 amino acids)
Biological process (GO): G protein-coupled receptor signaling pathway
Cellular component (GO): plasma membrane
Molecular function (GO): olfactory receptor activity; G protein-coupled receptor activity
Source: RefSeq, a predicted model, not a curated record